Coffea eugenioides is the source of this 1489-nucleotide messenger RNA. RefSeq names its product COBRA-like protein 1. Gene Ontology annotation, biological process: cellulose microfibril organization; plant-type cell wall cellulose biosynthetic process. The record is from RefSeq and is a predicted model, not a curated record. NCBI's taxonomy places the organism in Eukaryota, Viridiplantae, Streptophyta, Magnoliopsida, Gentianales, Rubiaceae. Gene Ontology annotation, cellular component: plasma membrane. The transcript is spliced from 6 exons. Bases 131 to 1348 code for a protein of 405 amino acids.
AAACCUAUUUAGCAGUUUUACCAGAAUCUUGCUCCUGUUGUUCUUGCUGCAUGCGUCUUUCAGCUUUAUCUCUACAGACGGCUAUGAUGCUUUUGAUCCCACUGGCAAUAUUACCAUCAAAUGGGAUAUUAUGACCUGGAAUGCUGAUGGAUAUGUUGCUGUUGUUACAAUCUUUAAUUUCUACAAAUACCGACAUAUUGAAUCCCCGGGUUGGCAAUUGGGUUGGACAUGGGCCAAAAAAGAAGUAAUCUGGAAUAUGAUGGGGGGUCAGGCAACAGAGCAAGGAGAUUGUUCAAGAUUCAAAGGAACCAUCAUCCCUCAUUGUUGCAAGAGAAAGCCGACAAUUGUUGAUUUGAUGCCAGGAACUCCUUACAAUCAGCAGGUUGCAAAUUGCUGCAGGGGUGGAGUUAUAAGCUCUUGGGUCCAAGAUCCAGCAAAUGCUGUGAGUUCUUUCCAACUUACGGUUAAUCAAGCGGGAACUAACAAUACAACUGCCAGAGCACCACAAAACUUCACACUGAAUACACCGGGGCCUGGAUAUACCUGUGGGCCUGCUAGGACAGUAAACCCAAGCAAAUUUGUUUCAGAAGACAAGAGAAGGGUUACCCAAGCUUUGAUGACAUGGAACAUUACCUGCAUGUAUUCACAAUUUUUGGCCCAGAAGACACCUACCUGUUGUGUCUCACUCUCAUCCUUUUAUAGCAAAUCCAUUGUGAGCUGUCCAACUUGCGCUUGUGGCUGCCAAAACAGCAUUACCCAACCAGGGAUCUGUGUAGAGUCCGAAUCUCCAAAUGUACCUUCUGCUCUUUCAAGAUCAGGCAAAAAUAGUCAUGCACCAUUGGUUCAAUGUACGCGCCAUAUGUGUCCUAUCCGAGUACAUUGGCAUAUUAAAGUUAACUACAAAGAGUACUGGCGAGUCAAGGUCACGGUCACAAAUUUUAACUAUAGAAUGAAUUAUUCUCAGUGGAAUCUUGUUGUUCAGCAUCCAAACUUCGAGCAUCUUACCCGGACUUUCAGCUUUAAUUAUCAACCGUUGACACCUUAUGCUUCCAUAAAUGACACUGCAAUGUUCUGGGGAACUAAAUUCUACAAUGAUUUGCUCAUGCAUGCCGGUCCUUCUGGAAACAUUCAAUCAGAACUUAUAUUCUGGAAGGAGAAAUCAACAUUCAGCUUUGAAAAAGGUUGGGGUUUCCCCCAAAGAAUUUACUUCAAUGGUGACAAUUGUGUUAUGCCACCUCCAGAUUUAUACCCAAAUCUGCCAAAUGCUAGUGUCCCUAGAGUUACAUCUCUACUUUGUCUCUUAACAAUGAUACUGGUGUCUUUGGUGAUUGUAUUGGGCUAUGUCUAGAAAGUUGGCUGAAAGAAAUGAAUAAAAAAGGGCUUUAGGUACAGAAUUUCCUUCAGAAAUGGAACUUGAGCUCUGUUUUAAAUCCUGUCAAAGCAUAUCCAAAAGUGAAGCUUUAGUUUGCAACUUCAUGUGAAAAGGGUA